AUGGCGGAAGAUGAUGCCGGGGGCUUUGAGGACAAUGAGUUCGAUGACGAGGCCUCAGAUGCCGGGGAUGACGUGGAGGUCCCCGAGGAAGGUGAGGAGGAUGAGGCGGCGGACGACUUUGACAUGGAUGCCCGGGUAGGCCACCUGUCCCGCGCCGACAUCCAGCACAUGUCGCCCCAGGAUCAGCUCAAGAAGUGGCAUGAGAUGCUUUUACCCUCGGAGGUGGAUCUCAUUUCUGAGUUGGACGCCACGAAUGUUUUUUUCAUCAGCGCCGAGUCGGUGAUCGCCGACCUGCUUAUCUCCUCUGGAGAGGGCAGCUUCGACGAGGAGGGCCAGUUCCUGCGGAUGACCUUCCUGGUGGAGCAGCUGUUGGCGAGUCUGCAGUCCUGCGGCGGAGUCUUCAGGUUGAUUUUCUUCGACGCCUUCAAGGACGUCUUCGAUGUCACUUUCGAGAGCUCCCUGUGGGCCUUCCGGGAGGCCUUCCUGAAUCACUGCCGAGCCAACGGCAUGGACCACGCGGUGUUUCGCCAUUGGUAUUCGCAGGAGUGGAAGGAUCACGUGACCACCUGGAGGCCCUCGUUUUUCCUCCUGGCCAACGACCAACUUGACUCCCUUACUGGAGAUGAUGAGGAAGAGGAGGACGAGGACGACGUGAGAAAGAAGGGAAGCUUCCAAGCCUUGAUGCUGAGAUGCCUGUCCUACCGGGUCCACGUCGCCUUGCUCCGCGGCCUUCAGAGACGUGGCAACCGUGUCAUGGCUUUCACUGUAGAGCCGGACUGCCACGACUCCUUCAUAGACUUCAACGUGCAGGGCGCCCUCCAGCCCCUCCUCGAAGAGGAGGAGGAGGAGGACGCCGAGGACUUCUUGCCGGAGCUGCGGAAGUUCCAGACGCGGGCCGCCGGCAAGGUGAAGGAGGAUGCCAUACUCCGGUGCUUCAUCCUGUGCCGAUUUGCGAAGUCCAUGUUGGCAGAGGCGAGCAAGGCUUCCGGAGCAAUGUCUGAGCUGCUGAAGGUGGUGGUGCGGAUUAUGAUGAUCCAGGAGAUGCUGCUGCGGUAUGUCCCGGUGGACAAGAGAGCGUUUACCACGGUCAACUUCAACGACUGGGGUCUCUGGUCUGAGUACAUCUCCACGCUCUUACAGAACAAGUGGUAUCCAUUCAUGGCAGAGGAGCUUGGAAAGCUCAACAAGCUCUCGGACAUACCAGAGGACGUGAAACUCGAGUCCUGCGACAUUUUCGACGGCCGGCUCUAUGGCCACGUCUUGCGCUUCGUGGUCGCAAAGGCGGUGAAGGCCAAGAAGGACGUCGACGCGGAUGCCUUCAAGCUCGGCACGUACGUCACCGAAGAGAUGGACUUCUUGUGGUCGGAGGCUGCCUCCGGCGACAAGUUCUGGCCCAUCAAGAUCAAGGGUCUGAAG
This is a messenger RNA of Effrenium voratum, 1416 nucleotides long. NCBI's taxonomy places the organism in Eukaryota, Dinophyceae, Suessiales, Symbiodiniaceae. The record is from the annotation of a GenBank genome assembly.